Messenger RNA from Ziziphus jujuba (common jujube), 1335 nucleotides. RefSeq names its product caffeoylshikimate esterase. The record is from RefSeq and is a predicted model, not a curated record. Bases 307 to 1278 code for a protein of 323 amino acids. Gene Ontology annotation, cellular component: membrane. NCBI's taxonomy places the organism in Eukaryota, Viridiplantae, Streptophyta, Magnoliopsida, Rosales, Rhamnaceae. The transcript has a single exon. Gene Ontology annotation, molecular function: lipase activity.
AUUCCAACUCAAUGCCUCAAAAUAUAAAACUCAUAAUAUAAAAGCAAUAAGUAUAAAAAAAAAUAAAAUAAAUAAUAGUCAACAAAAUUCCAACAAGAUAUGAAAAACCAUGGGAAUUGAAUAGCAACCUUCUUUUCACCCGCACGCAAUAACUACUUCCAACGGUCCCUCCAACGCUUUCCUAAAACCCCAAUCACAUUGAUAGCACCGUUCCCAAUACUCUCUUUAUUACUCACUCUCACACUCUCUCCGCGUGCGUCGUUGGAAACGUAUACCCACCGGCGCAUUCUAGCACAACCCCCCACCAUGUCUCAGUCUCACCCCAUCGCCGACGCUAACGAGAGCAGCCCCUUCGGCUCCUACACACCCGACGAGUUCUACGCUCGCCAUUCCGUCGCUCACGCCUCCAACUACAUCACCAAUGCCAGAGGUCUCAAGCUCUUCACCCAGUGGUGGACCCCACUCCCUCCUGCCAAAGUCAUCGGCACCCUAGCCCUCGUCCACGGCUUCACCGGCGAGUCCAGCUGGUUCCUCCAGCUCACCGCCAUCCACUUCGCCAAGGCCGGCUUCGCCACCUGCGCCAUUGACCACCAGGGCCACGGUUUCUCCGACGGACUCACCACCCACAUCCCCGACAUCAACCCCGUCGUCGACGACUGCUUCCUCUUCUUCGACGAGUUCCGAGCCCGUUACGACCCUUCCUUGCCAUCCUUCCUCUACUCCGAGUCCCUCGGCGGCGCGAUCGCUCUCCUCAUCACGCUCAGAGCCGGCCAGACGUGGGACGGGCUCAUCCUCAACGGAGCCAUGUGCGGCAUCAGCGCCAAGUUCAAGCCGCCGUGGCCCCUGGAGCACCUGCUCUUCCUCGUCGCGUCCGUCGUGCCGACGUGGCGCGUGGUACCCACACGCGGCUCGAUCCCGGACGUGUCGUUCAAGGAGGAGUGGAAGAGGAAGCUGGCCGUGGCGAGCCCGAGGAGGACGGUGGCGAGGCCACGCGCCGCCACGGCUCUGGAGCUGGUGAGGAUUUGCAAGGAGCUGCAGGGGAGGUUCGAGGAGGUGGAAGUGCCGCUGAUGAUAGUGCACGGAGGAGACGACGUCGUCUGCGACCCGGCGUGUGUGGAGGAACUGCACAGACGCGCCGCGAGUAAGGAUAAGACGCUGAGGAUCCACCAGGGGAUGUGGCACCAGUUGGUUGGUGAGUCUCAGGAAGACGUCGAUAUGGUGUUUAGGGAAAUGGUGGAGUGGCUGAGGAGUAGAGCCCAACGCGCUUCGGCGGCGUAAGGUGAUGCACGUGAUUCUGAUUGUGGAUACCGGUGGCUGCUUUAGCCGUUGCAAAAA